This is a messenger RNA of Strigops habroptila (Kakapo), 3231 nucleotides long. It is a transcript of the gene COMMD9, whose product is annotated as COMM domain containing 9. The transcript is spliced from 6 exons. The record is from RefSeq and is a predicted model, not a curated record. Lineage: Eukaryota; Metazoa; Chordata; Aves; Psittaciformes; Psittacidae. Bases 71 to 667 code for a protein of 198 amino acids.
ACUGACAGCGCCAAGAUGGCGGCGGCGCGUCACGGGGAACUCGGCGCCCGUCUCAGCUGACAGCGCCAAGAUGGCGGCGUUGCGGGACGGGGAGUUCGCCGCGCUGCAGAGCCUACUGAAGGCACCGUCGAAGGACGCCGUGCGGCAGCUGUGCCAGGAGUGUUUCUCCAGCCCGCCCGCCAGCCUCGGCCCGCUGGCGCAGCGCGCCUGCCCCGGCCUCGCCGCCGACCCCGAGGAAGCAGAGCAGCUGGUAUCUGCUUUGCACAACCUCACCAGGCACGUCGUGUACCGGGGCUUGACAAGUGCAGAAGAUAUCCUCGCACUCUUUCCUGAAAACUUCCACCAAAAUCUGAAAAACCUUCUGACUAAAAUAAUCUUGGAGAAUAUCUCUGCUUGGAGGAAUGAAGCACAAGCGAGUCAGAUCUCCCUGCCUCGGCUGGUCGACAUGGACUGGAGGGUGGACAUCAAGACAUCUUCAGACAGCAUCAGCAGAAUGGCAGUUCCUACUUGCCUGCUUCAAUUAAAGAUGCAGGAAGAUGUUGCCUUAUGUGGAAAUAGUCCUGUUGUUUCUGCACUGACUGUGGAACUGAGCAAAGAAACCCUGGACACUAUGUUAGAAGGUCUGGGAAGGAUCCGGGACCAACUUUCUGCAGUUGCAAACAAAUGAAUACUCAAGGAUAUGGAUUCCAGCAGUGAGGAAGGGAAGUAUUCUCCACCUAUAGCUCUUACAAGUGGCAGCCUAGCAUAACAUGUUUCCUGUUGUAACAAAACAAAGAGAUUUCUUGAUUGAGUUAAGAUAGCUUUUGAAAAGCUAACACUUAAACAUUCCUUUGGUCUGAUGCCAGAAAGUGUUUUCCUACGAUGUUGUUGAACAAAAGCUAGUCUCUAUUUUAGAAAAGGAUUUGAGGUCUCAGAGCUUGGCUUAAUCACAAGGGUCAUAACUGGAAAUAGCUAAUAGCUGCAGCCAGUGAAGCAAGUGCUAUCUCUCUGCCUUGAAAUUAGGAUCUAAAAGGCUUAAGCUGUUUGAUGGGCUGCCUUCCAGCACUAGCAGAAAAGGGUGUUUCUCUGUGGAAUGUGCAUGUACUGAGGUGCAUGCUGGAUGUAACAGUUUCUCCCUCUCAAUGAAGCACAGCCGUGCUGCAGGUUAUUACAGACUAAUGCUUUGAAAUAGGACAAUUACGCUACAACACAUUCCUUCCUGAUCAGCUUCAUAGCACCAUUUGCAAAAUGACUAGUCUGAACAUCUUUAGCAGCAAGUAAUUUCCUCCUUCUGUUGGAAAAGAAAAGAAGAAGUUCAGAUAAUUCAUGUUCAGGUUUAUUACGCUCUGGGCUUUGCGUUCACUGCACAAAAGACAGACUGGGAAAGUAAAGAAUUGAUGGCCAUUGUCUGUACACAGGAGGAAACCCUCCUGUGGCGAUAUGUGCCUAUACUUCCCCAAAGUGUUCUGCUGUUCGUUUAUAUAAUUCUUCCUUUAAUUAAAAAAUGAACUGAUAAUUGAUUUUGUGAAUCAUUUUGAGGCUAAAAGACAUGUUGUCCUGGCUUACCUCAGCCUCUUUGUGAUGGUGCUAGUUUGUAGGCUGUUUAAUGGAUCUUUACGUUUGUUGCUGGAGAGUGCGCUUUUGUUUCCUGUUCAAAUGGAUUCAUCUUUUAAACUGUCUUCUCUUCAUUAUAAUACAGUUUUGGGACACCUUUUUCCAUGGGCACCAGCUCUGUGCAAUAUUACAGGUGAUGACCCUGACCUGAAAACAUGUGCAUUGAACGUGUGGAGGAGUAAGUGCAGAAAAUGAACAAAAUUCAGAUGCUUCUUUCUGAUAAGCUUCUAUAAUGCUCCAGACUAGAAAAGUUCUUCAGUUUGAGGAACUUUUGUCGCCUUUGCAGCCUAGCCUUAAAAAAAUCCCAAAUAGUUUAUAUUGUAGGGUUUAUUUUAGAAGGUAAGACUCACCAAGGAGGUAAAUGAUGCAUAAUGAAAUACUCAUAGUGUUAGAAGAGCUGAGGGAGUGAAUACACAGAGGAAAUCCUCUAGGUAAAUACUGAAGCUACAGCCAGAAUGUUGUAGGGCCUAAUGAAAUGAAAAACUGAUAGGUGCAUAGAGUUCUCUUACAAAACCAUUAUACAGCUAUAGAAUUGAAAGAAAAGCAAGACUUAAAACUGAAAAGCUUUUCCAGUGUCAAGAGUGGUGCUAGCUGCAGGCAGCUAAAAGUUGCUUGUGAAGACUUAAAGGGAGCUGUCCACUGGAUCAGAAUCAGGACAAAGAUCUGAUGACUUCAAGAGGUAUAGCUAAAGUCAUUCUGCAAGAAAGCUGUCAGAGCUUGCCUUCAAAUCUUUGCCUCAAGCGAUAUGUGUUUUCUUGUUAGCUGUUAUCACCUUUGCCAGAAGAGCUGAGACUGCUCAAAAAAACAGGUGUAUAAAACAAGACAGGCUGAGUAAGACUGUCAUUACCUGACCAGCAAGAAUAUUUCACAUUAAAGUUCUAUUUACAGAGACAGCUGCGCAGGGAGGGAGGAAUACGCCUGCUACCGCAGGCAGUCAUGUGAUCUCUUUCAUAAAAUGAUUGCUCUCAAAAUCAGUUUACUUUUUAUCCUCUUUCCACGUACUGCUGCUAUUUGGUAGGCUAGCCUAAAUGUAUUCAGAACUACUUUAUUAUCUGCUUGUUCCUGAGCCAACACUCCCUUCUUCAGCUUACUUCUACCUUUCAAUUUUUGCCAGCUGAGAUGAAACCAUGUCACCCUCCUAUUUACGAAGCAGUAAAAUCCCCCUCUGCUUUUGAUGGUGGGGCCUAGAAAGCCCUAUAUUCUGUGCCUUUCAGCAUUGUAGGGGCUAUUCUUCACUCUAGGUUGCAUCUCCCUUGAAUGGGGUCACCACAGUUGUUCAUUUUGAGAGAAGAAUAGUUCAAGGACAUUAAUAAAGAGUAGAGCUGGUAUAGUAUGUGAAUCACCUGAAUGAACUCCUCCUCCCAAGAAACCACAAGCCUUGGUUGGGAAGUGGAGCUCAAAAAAUCCAUUUUCAUUCCAGUAUUUGAGUGAUAGAAAAAACACCUUCUACGUGUUCACUGUGUUUCAAGUGAUAACUCAAUUAUACUAAGCAAAGCAGUGUAACUGAGUUAAUACAUAGAUUUGUUUGUAAAACACAAGUAUGCAAGUUAAAUUUGAAUUGUAAUUUCACAGUUCGGACAUUGUGUUGGAUUUGACUAUGUCAAAGCAUUGAAAAAGCAUUAAAAACUUUAAAGCCUA